AUGUCAAACUCAUCUUACGUUUCUACACUUAUCCUAAAUGCACAGUUAUUUUCCAGCUAUUCCACAUACAUAGAAUUCGCUAUUGGUCUCAUUGGAAAUAUUUUCAACAUCCUUGUUUUUACUAACACGAAGAUUUUUCAUCAGAAUCGUUGUGCUUUUUAUUUGGUUGCCGAGUCUAUUUUUGACAUUGGACAACUUACUCAAAACUUUGCCAAUACAAUUUGGGCACUAUUUCUCAACGGAAAUGAUCCAACUACUGUCUCACUUACUUGGUGUAAAUUAAGAAGCAUUUUCCCACAAUGGUAUCGACUUAUGUUAUCUGCAAUAGUAUGUUUCGCAGCUAUUGACCAGUUUCUUUCAACCCAUCAUCGACCUUAUCUACGACAAUUAAGUUCAUUAACAAUAGCUCGGUAUCAAGUUUACUUUGCUACUGGUUUCUGCCUUCUUCAUACUAUACCAGCUGCAGUUUUUCUACAAAUUUCUCCUAUAUUUGGCUGUAUUGUAUCUAGCAUUGGUUUGAUAAACUAUUACUCUUAUGCAUUUUAUCCAAUUAUUAAUGGUUUAUUUCCAAUAUGUGUAUCAUCAUUAUUUAGCAUAUUAGCAUAUCGAAAUGUUCGUCAUAUAGUUCGACGUCAAAUUCCUAUUAAUCGUCGACGACUUGAUCAACAAUUAACAGCAAUUAUCUUUGUUCGAGUAAUAUUUUAUGUGAUACUACAACUACCUUUUACUAUCUAUCGAAUCUAUUCACUUAAUAUGAACAUUCCUAAAGGAAAUACAAUCGCAUAUGCAAUCGAUCGAUGGAUACAAGCAGUUGUUCUUGUAUUAGCCUAUUUGAGCCAUGCAAUAAAUUUUUAUAUAUUUUUGUUAACAUCAUCACGAUAUCGUCGACAGGUGAGACAUUUUAUAAUGAAAACAUAUGAAGCGUUGGCAGGAUGGUGUUGUAACGAUCACCAUCGAGUUCAUCCACUUGAUGCCACAUCAUGUCGAUCUGGUGCCGAAUUUGAAUAA
Molecule: messenger RNA, 1008 nt
Organism: Adineta steineri
Lineage: Eukaryota; Metazoa; Rotifera; Eurotatoria; Adinetida; Adinetidae
Source: the annotation of a GenBank genome assembly